Mycena indigotica is the source of this 1521-nucleotide messenger RNA. RefSeq names its product FAD/NAD(P)-binding domain-containing protein. The record is from RefSeq and is a predicted model, not a curated record. NCBI's taxonomy places the organism in Eukaryota, Fungi, Basidiomycota, Agaricomycetes, Agaricales, Mycenaceae. The transcript is spliced from 2 exons. Bases 1 to 1521 code for a protein of 506 amino acids. Gene Ontology annotation, molecular function: FAD binding.
AUGCGCACCGCAGACGGUCCCGGUCUUUUGACAGCGAAGGCGGCGGCGCUGUCGUCGCUGACAGACAUAUUGCAUCAAUCACCCGCGCUCCAUCACUGCCGUAUCGCAGUGGCAGCCGGUAGCCGCGACAACGGGUAUUCCGCGGAUAUAUACGCCCCGCUCCCACCCACACGCCCCUUCAUAGCUCCCCCCUCCCCCUCACAACUGCGAGAAAUGCCAGCGGAAACAGCCCUUCCGGAGGCGACGACCGUGUGUGUCGUCGGCGCGGGCCCGAGCGGGAUGGCGUGCGCGUUGGGCCUCGCGGCGCGGAGUAUACCUGUUGUUCUUGUGGAUGCGCUGGAGGCGGGGCAUAAUAGCUCGCGGGCGAUCGGGAUCCAGGCUAGUGCGCUGGAGGCCUUGAAUGCCACCCACCCACAACUGGUGACCGACCUCCUGAGCGACGGCAUCCCCUCCAAAACGUUCACGACCAUCGACCUCGCGGAGAGAGAGCUGCUCCGGCUGCGCCUCUACGACCUCGCGCAGUACACGCAGUUCCCGUUCAUGCUCCUCCUCACGCAGCACAAGGCCGAGCGGCGCAUGCGGGCCGCGCUGUCCGCCGCGGGGGUGCCCAUCCACUGGAACACGCGCGUUACUUCGUAUACCCCGUCCGACGCGGGGCACGUGGUCAGCUUCGCCUCGGGCCAGACGCUGACAGCGCGCUACGUCGUCGGGGCCGACGGGCACCACUCCACCAUCCGGUUCCUCGCUGGCAUCGCGCUGCUGAACCCGCUCACGCGCCAGCCGUCCGCGCCGUCCCCCGCGGACCCGAGCUUCGUCGUCGCGGACGUGCUGCUCGCGGAGCCGAUCCCGCCGAACCUGCCGCGCGACCGCAUCCAGAUCAUGGUCGGCGGCGGCGGGAUGGUGCUCUCCGCGCCGCUCCUCUCGGACUCGCCCAACCCGCGCAAGAAGAACUUCUUCCGGCUGUACCUCGGGGUCGGCGAGACGCCCCCGAGCAGCCCGGACCUGGCGUACGUGCAGGCGAUCCUGGACACGCGCGGGCCGGGCGCGGUGGUGAAGACGGAGCACGGGGUCGUGAAGGUGGAGGAGCUGCUGCAUGCGGCGCGGUACCGCACGCGGCCGGCGCUGGUCGAAAAGAUGGUGCAGCGCGCGGAGGGGAGGGAGGCGUGGACGGUGCUGAUCGGGGACGCGGCGCACGGGAACGCGCCGGCGGGCGGGCAGGGCAUGGCGCUCGGCAUCUGCGACGGGGCCGAGCUCGCGGCCGCCAUCCACGAGCACCUGACCGCACCCGCCGGGCCCGGACCGGACGCGAUGGACGUGUACGCCGCGCGAAGACACGCGGUGGCGUACCAGGUCGUCACGCUCGUGGAGGACAUCAUGCAGGUCGAGAAAGGCGGGAUGGACUGGAAGAGCCGGGCGCGGAAUAACGUUAUCUGGGCCGCGGGAAGGGUGGCGCCGGUGAAUAGGUUGUUGGCGUGGAAGAUUAGCGGGCUGGGGAAUAAGGAUAUCAAGGGGAAGGUCUGA